AUGACCAUCCGCAGCGUGAGUCCCUACGACUGUGUUGUGUUGGACGGCGGCACUGUUGUCACGGCAGCAGAUGUCGCCCGCGCCGGCGAUGUCGUUAGCAGAUGCGCCGGCGGAACAACCACAAUCAUCGCGUUCGCGCCCCAAGAUAAGACCGAGCCGGCGCUGCUCAAGGCUCUCGACGGAAGCCGCCGAGAAAGCCCACAACGCCACGACGGCGUGACAACCAUGAUCCACGCCGAGAACGGCGACAUGCUCAGCGGGAUGACGGACCAGCUGGAGCGGCGCAAAUCUGCUCGAACCAAAGUACCACGCGACCGGCUUGCCCGUUUAUGCGGAGACCUGUCCGCAGUAUCUGUUCUUGACGGACCUCGAGGGGAUCUGGCGUGGGCUGCAGAACGGGACAUUUACGAUCCCGCAGUGAAUUCUGCCAGGACCAGCCCUCCAUGGGAUCCGGAGAAGUUUUAA
Aspergillus ochraceoroseus IBT 24754 is the source of this 465-nucleotide messenger RNA. RefSeq lists its product as uncharacterized. Lineage: Eukaryota; Fungi; Ascomycota; Eurotiomycetes; Eurotiales; Aspergillaceae. The record is from RefSeq and is a predicted model, not a curated record. The transcript is spliced from 2 exons. The coding region runs from base 1 to 465 and encodes 154 amino acids.